Mycena indigotica is the source of this 948-nucleotide messenger RNA. RefSeq lists its product as uncharacterized. The transcript has 5 exons. Lineage: Eukaryota; Fungi; Basidiomycota; Agaricomycetes; Agaricales; Mycenaceae. The coding region runs from base 1 to 948 and encodes 315 amino acids. The record is from RefSeq and is a predicted model, not a curated record. Gene Ontology annotation, cellular component: catalytic step 2 spliceosome; post-mRNA release spliceosomal complex; Prp19 complex.
AUGCCAGCUACUCGUACCUCGAAGAAGAAGACACCCGCGAACAAGAAACCACGCGAAAUGGAGGCGGAGGAACAAUUACUAGGUAGCGGGGAGGUCGCUGCGGUGGGGUCGAGUCACGAACCUCAAUUACCACCCGAGAACGAAGCGGACCAGGACGUGCCAAUGGAGGAAGAGCCUUCUGCUGCAUCAACAUCGCAAACGACUUUAACUAUGGAGGAACGUAAAGCAAAGAUGGCGGAGCUGAAACAACGACGGGCAGCAUCACACAAAGCGAAUCGGGCUUCAUUAGUUGAAGAGUCAGCUAAAGCGCAAAUAUCGGCUAGGGAUGCUGCUCGGCUAGAGAAGCAGCGCAAACUGGCUGAGAUGCUCCGGACCAAGGCAGAUGCAGAGGAGAAGGGCGAGCCAGAUGCGGUCGAGCGGGCUAAGAAUUGGGAGUGGACAAUUGAGGAGAAUGAUAAUUGGGAAAAGAAGUUAGCGAGGAAAGCAAGAAGAGCCGACUUUCAGUUCCAUGACGAUGCCCAUGCAGCUCGGAAACGCUACAAGAAAGACUUGGACCUGAUUAAACCAGAUUUGGUGGCAUACAAUCGACAAAAGGAACUUGCGAUGGGACUUGUGCCAGGGUCACUGACAGGAUUCAACCCUAAUGACCAGAUGAUUCCUACUGCGGCUGAGCAACAACAAGCGGCAGAAAAUCUAUACCGUGAUGCAAAUACCCUCAUCUACGGCGACAACAAGCCUUCGGAAGAGCAGAUCGACCGAGUGGUGUCCAAGCUGAAUAGAGACACGGAAAAGAAGGCCAAGUUUUCAAGGAAACGGACCAACGAGGAGACUGGCGACAUCACCUAUAUCAACGAGCAGAAUCGGGUCUUCAACAAGAAAAUUGGUCGAUACUACGACAAGUACACAGCGGAAUUGCGGGCGAAUUUCGAACGUGGAACAGCGCUUUAA